Poecilia reticulata (guppy) is the source of this 2585-nucleotide messenger RNA. NCBI's taxonomy places the organism in Eukaryota, Metazoa, Chordata, Actinopteri, Cyprinodontiformes, Poeciliidae. The record is from RefSeq and is a predicted model, not a curated record.
GUCAACGGGGUCUAGCCUGGAUCCCUGUGAUUUUUAUCGCCCUUGUCGUCUGCUGGUCCUACUACGCUUACGUGGUGGAGCUUUGUUUGUUGUCCACUGCUGUGGCUGCUGCUGCUGCCAUCAGGAAGUGAAUGGGCUGCAGCUCAACAAUGGUGCUGCCUGCCAGCCGGCUCCGAACACACAGAUACGUGUCUGUUUGUCUGACAUCUCGUCGAGUUGUACUGUAUUAGGAGGGAUAUGUUUCGGCGAACGCACACCAUUACCAUGAUGGGAGAACGGAUUGUCUACCUGAUCUUCUUCCACGUCUCUUUCGUCAUGUUUGUGUGGUCUUAUUGGAAGACCAUCUUCACCAAGCCUGCCAACCCUUCCAAAGAGUUUUGCCUGCCAAAAGCCGAGAAGGAGCGCUACGAGAAGGAGGAGAGGCCCGAGUCCCAGCAGGAGAUCCUGUGGAGAGCCGCCUCCACCCUGCCUCUGUACACUCGCACGGGCGCCGGAGCAAUCCGCUAUUGCGACCGCUGUCAAGUCAUCAAGCCGGACCGGUGUCACCACUGCUCCGCAUGCGACAUGUGUGUGCUGAAGAUGGAUCACCACUGUCCUUGGGUGAACAACUGCGUCGGCUUCUCUAACUACAAGUUCUUCAUCCUCUUCCUGGCCUACUCACUGGUGUACUGUCUCUUCAUUGCCGCCACGGUUCUACAGUAUUUCAUAAAGUUCUGGACCCUUUGUCGUAGGAAAUCGGCAGAGAACUGCCCGAAGAACGAACUGAAUAACUCUGCCAAAUUCCACGUCCUGUUUCUGUUUUUUGUGGCGGCCAUGUUCUGCAUCAGUAUUCUCUCCCUCUUCAGCUACCAUCUGUGGCUCGUAGGGAAGAACAGAUCCACAAUAGAGGCAUUCAGAGCUCCGGUCUUCAGAACAGGCUCGGAUAAGAACGGUUUUUCUCUGGGUUUCCGGAAGAACAUCGCUCAGGUCUUUGGCGACCAGAAGCAGUACUGGCUGCUGCCGAUCUUCACCAGUCAGGGUGACGGUCUGACGUUUCCCACCCGAUUGGUCAACGCUGAUGCAGAGCAGGCCACUGUCACUCUGCAACCUGAUUCCAAUAAAUGCGUGCCGGAGGUCUCAGUGAGCCCCCUCAGUGAGUCACAGAACCGCCUUCUGAGCAACGAGCAGCAGGCCAACAACGCCGAAGACCACCUGGCCGAAAACUACGUGGCCGAAAACUUCCUCAAAUCAGCAGAGAGUGAAACCGUCACCAUGGAGAGUGAGUCCUAACCAGGACAAACACAUGUCAUCUAAUGUGAUGCCUUAAAAAAACAACAACAACAAAAAAAACCAAACAGUCUUGUUCAUCACCAUGGCAACAGUCCCCCAUAAGUGGAUUCCUCACGGACACAUUCAGAGAACCCUUUUGGAGACGCAGUCCACUGGCACAGGGCACCACAGUAUUGCUAUAAUAGCCUUGGCGUUUUUGCAUGCAGUGUUGGACGGACAUCUCCUAAACACGGGUUCCCCAUCACCGCACUCGGCUCGGACGCAUUUCUCUCCUUUUGUUUUUGCAAGUGUAAGAAGAGCCACAGGACAGUUUUUUUUUAUUUUUAUAUAAUUAUUAUUUUUGUGCCAAAAGCCUCCACGAUGCACCUGAUCUCAGACGCGCCGAGCGCGCUGUAAAAUUCUUCAGCUGUUUUUUUUUUUGUUUGUUUUGUUUUGUUUUUUUUAAACCAACCCAUACAAUGGAGAUGGAUCUUUGCUUACCCCUUCUGUGCAUCUCAUCUUUUUUUUUUUUUAUUUUAUUUAUAAAGCUGGAGUGAUUAUUAUUAUUAUUAUUUUGCACCUUUUUGAGAUGGAUGUUUCUGCCACCAAAAACCUGGACCGCUGCAGAGGACUCUACCCCACGGUUCAGUGGACUGUGCCUGUCCUCGGCAUCAAAGACUGGAGCCAGACUUUACGUGGCGAGAUAUUUGAGCACAAGAUGGCGCAUUUGCACUUUGUUGAUAUUAAUUGUCCAACAAAACAGCAUUCUGUUUUCCUUUUCUUUUUACUUUAACAUAUCCAAACGAUAUCAGUGGUGUGGCAGAUGUUGUUUAUGUUUAUAUGUGUUACAGCUAAAGUCACAGUCAUCAAAAACUGACUGAAAGGAUUGACUCAAAGUGUCUUCGUGGCUAGAUGGUGUUGAAUUAUGCUGCUUUUAAAGAAUGAAACAGUUGAACCUGGAAGGUGUUUUACCCAGUGCACUCUGGCUAUUUUUUUUUUUUUUUUACUGUCUGGUGGUUGAUUUCCACGGCUCACAGCUUCAACCUUUACCAAGACACCUGCUGCCAAAUAAGGGCUGACAUGUCAGGAGCUCUGACAUCUGAACCUGAAGUGUUUACAGCAUCUUAGCUUUAUCCUAACCUCACAGGCCAGUGUCACCACAUCCCAAAAUGGAUGCAGCAGUUUUUGUGAUGCAUUUUUUUAAAAAUUCAUUUUAUAUUUCUCUGAAACUUGUUGCUUUACCAGUUUCAGACAGUAGGUGGAGAGAAUGCGCUUUUUUUUUUUUUUGUGCACCAAGGCAGAUACAGUUGAAACCAGAUGUUCACGUAUUUACAAAA